AUGGAACAGCGGCCAAAUAAUAACUUCCAAUUGAAAUACAAUGAGUACAAGCAAACUCUGGAGGAAUUGCAGAGCAAGAUCAUUGAGCUCGGACGGGAUAAAGAUGAGCAUGAAGUCGUCUUGAAGACGUUAGAGGAGACUGACCCUGCAAGGAAAUGUUAUAGAAUGGUCGGCGGUGCUCUUGUGGAGAGUGACGUUGAAACUACAAAACCUAUAUUGGAGACCAAGAGACAGAAUCUGACGGAUACGAUUUCCGGUAUGAAGGCGGAGAUGAUAAAAGUGGCCAACGAAUUUGAACAGUGGAAGAAAGAUAACAAGAUCCAGGUCGUCAGACAGUAG
Molecule: messenger RNA, 339 nt
Organism: Huiozyma naganishii CBS 8797
Lineage: Eukaryota; Fungi; Ascomycota; Saccharomycetes; Saccharomycetales; Saccharomycetaceae
Gene: GIM4
Product: tubulin-binding prefolding complex subunit GIM4
Exons: 2
Coding region: 1-339 (112 amino acids)
Biological process (GO): protein folding
Cellular component (GO): prefoldin complex; cytoplasm
Molecular function (GO): protein folding chaperone
Source: RefSeq, a predicted model, not a curated record